GUUUUUCGGCGCCUUUGUCCUUCCGCCAUUUUGCGUGUCUAGCGCUGAUUGGGCUCCGUGCUCCGGUUCUGGAACCAAUCAGAGCGGAGAGGAGAACCGAGACCGGGAGAGGUGAUACUCAUAGACUGCAGGACUGCAGAUGGAGCAGUACACAACAAGCAGCAAUGGCUCUCCAGAACAGAUUGUGGUCCAGGCGGGGCAGAUCCAGCAGCAGGUACAAGGCCAGCCGCUAAUGGUACAAGUCAGUGGCGGUCAACUGAUUACUUCUACUGGACAACCAAUUAUGGUUCAGGCAAUGGGUGGACAAGGUCAAACUCUUAUGCAAGUUCCUGUAUCUGGAUCCCAAGGUCUUCAGCAGAUCCAGUUGGUGCAGCAAGGGCAGAUUCAGAUCCAAGGAGGACAGGCUGUCCAGCUUCAAACGCAGCAGGGCCAGCCACAGCAAAUAAUCAUUCAGCAGCCACAGACUGCGGUCACAGCAGGGCAGAGUCAGAGUCAGCAGCAGAUAGCUGUUCAGGGUCAGCAGGUUGCACAGACAGCAGAAGGACAAACCAUCGUUUACCAGCCAGUGAAUGCUGAUGGUACAAUUCUACAGCAAGGAAUGAUCACUAUACCAGCUGCCAGCUUGGCAGGAGCCCAGAUUGUACAAGCCGGAGGAAACGCCAGUACCACAAAUAGUAGCCAGGGAACAGUGACUGUUACUCUACCUGUAACGGGAAAUGUGAUGAACUCUGGGGGCAUGGUUAUGAUGGUUCCUGGUGCAAGUUCUGUCCCUGCUCUGCAAAGAAUCCCUCUACCAGGAGCUGAGAUGCUGGAGGAGGAACCAUUAUAUGUUAACGCCAAGCAAUAUCAUCGCAUUCUGAAGAGGCGCCAGGCAAGAGCCAAAUUAGAGGCUGAGGGCAAAAUCCCCAAAGAGAGGAGAAAAUAUUUGCAUGAAUCACGUCAUCGCCAUGCUAUGGCCAGGAAAAGGGGAGAUGGCGGACGCUUCUUCUCCCCAAAAGAAAAAGAGGGUCAUCACUUGCAGGAAGUGGAGUUUCAAUAAACAUAAGAUGGAGCCGAUCGAACGGAUUCAUCUCAGGGAAGAGAAGUUUACACACAUGAUGCAGCCAUGCUGGAACAGUGACUUUAUAACUUCCACUAUGUCAGAUUUAUAACCUUCCUCGACCUACGUUUAACCAAAUGGCACUGUGCCCAUAAAGGUAGUCAGUCGCCAGGAAUUUUACUGUCAAAGCAGGCACAAGUCUUGUAGCCCAGCUGAAUGUAAUGAUACUUUUCACAUAGCGAUCUAUUGUCUUUCUGGAGAAAAUACUUUUAAUCUCUAUGUAAAUAAGCAGUUAAGGCUACUUUUACACUUGCGGCAGAGUUGGUCUGGCAAAGCGUAUGCCAACUGAUUGCAUUUUAAGACUAAUCAGGAUCCUGAUCCAUCUUACAAAUGCAUUGCAAAAACUGAU
This is a messenger RNA of Bufo gargarizans (Asiatic toad), 1448 nucleotides long. RefSeq names its product nuclear transcription factor Y subunit alpha (gene NFYA). Lineage: Eukaryota; Metazoa; Chordata; Amphibia; Anura; Bufonidae. Gene Ontology annotation, biological process: regulation of transcription by RNA polymerase II. The record is from RefSeq and is a predicted model, not a curated record. Gene Ontology annotation, cellular component: CCAAT-binding factor complex. The coding region runs from base 140 to 1039 and encodes 299 amino acids. The transcript has 10 exons. Gene Ontology annotation, molecular function: DNA-binding transcription factor activity, RNA polymerase II-specific; RNA polymerase II cis-regulatory region sequence-specific DNA binding.